AUGGAUAUAGAUAACAGCAAUAUCCACGAACAAAAUCAAUUAUUAAAACCACAACAACAGAAGAAAAGAUCUCAUGGCAAUCGAAGAGAUCAACGAUUUCGACGAAAAUGUCGUCAACGUGGAAUGAGAUCUGCCAAAAUAGAGAAGGUACUCCAAAAACUAAAGCAUGUGAAAAAGAACAAGAAGAAGAAAAGUCGAGUGGAAAACUAUAUGGAAGAAAUGGUACAAUAUGAUCGAGAUUCAUCAAUAAUAGUACCAUCUACUAUAUUAAAACAAUCAACAACAACAACAACUGUCACAGAUUUGAACAAACGUAAACGAAAUAUGUCAUAUCAAGGUUUAAAUUCAUAUUCUACAAUGCCAAAAUCAGCAAGUUCAAUAUCUAUACUGCAACCAUUAACGAAAAAGACCAAGCAACAUAUGACCACAACAGUAGUACCAAUAAUAGUUGAAAAUAAUAAUAAUAACAACAAAACUAUGAACCAAAUCUAUCGACGACCAAUGUAUCUGAAACGAUCAACUUGGAUGUUAUUUCAAUCUUUAAGUAAUAUAUUAAAUCAUCCAUUAAAUGAACAAAAUAAACAACACUAUAUUUAUACACGUCUGGAGAUAUUGGAUCAAAAAUAUUGGUUGGAAACGAAUGUAAAAUUAUGGGAAGCUUUCUUAGACAUCGGUAGUAGAGAGCACCAAUGGCCAAAUAAAGUUCAACAAAUGUCUCAAACAGAUAAUUUCGAAUUAUGUCAUCAAUACAUCAUGAAUUAUAUAGAAGAUUUUAGAAAACAAAUCAAUCACUGUGAAAAAGAACUAACAACACAACUUACUUCAUAUCCAAUAAUGCCUAUCACAUUUCAACAAGUUGAUACUUGUUUGAAUGAAUAUGUCGAUUCUCAACGAAAAUAUUUAUUAAAACGCAAUAAUGACCAAUUGACUGAAUUUCAAAAUGAUAUUAAUGCAAAUAAAUUAUAUGAAACAAUUAUGAAGUCGCAUCCUAAUAUGAAUCAACAUCAAUACAUUGAUCAAUUACUUAAUAUCCGACAAAAGCAAAUGGAGAUUUUCGAAGAACUUUUACAGUUCGAAAUGCACAUUCUUUGUAAGUUUCUAUCAUCUGAAUAUGAUCAUCUAGAAAAUGUAGUGGCACCAGUUACUUAUACACCUUUGAACAGUAAACCAAAAUCUGUUGAAUUAAAUAAUAAACGUUACAAAAUAAUACAAGAUGCAAAACAUCAAUGGUUACAUAUCUCUUUAUCUGUCUAUGAAAUUAAACUACAAGAAUACAAUCAACAAUAUGAACAAAAUGUAUUAGAAUUCGAAUCUAAACUAUCAAAUUAUACAAGUACAUCUGGAGUGUCUUUAUUGACUGAUACUCAUCAAUAUCUAGGAUAUCGAACAAAUCAAUUAAAACAAUCAAUUUUAAACAAAAUGUCUGUUUUUCGUAAAAAAUUACUUCAACAUCGUCAAAACCUGUCAGCAAAUAAUCCUAUUAUUGGUGUAUCACCUGAGCCAUAUCUUGAUCUCGAUUAUAAUCCAUUUACUAAACGUGAAUGGCAAUAUCUUUCACUUGGUCCAUCUUAUAUACGACCAAAUCAAAGUGCACUUCGGCCUCGAAAACAACAACUAAUUGAAAUUAAAAAUGGACACAAAGACAUAUUCUCUAAAGUACAAAAUAAUCUGGUAGAAUAUCAUCAUAUACCAAGAACACAUGCAAUUUUUCAAGAAUAUUCUCAUGAACUAUUGAAUUAUUUGAACAAUUGUUAUAUGACACCAUUACCAUAUAAAGAUCACAUUCAAGCUCGAGAACAAUCACAAAUUACUGUGUCUAUUCGGAAUAAAAUUAAACAAAACAAACUUAUUAUUCGUGUUACUGAUAAAAGUAAUAAUUUUUACAUUGGAUCAGCCAUUGAAUUUGAAAAGAAAGCUCAACAAUAUUUCAAUGAUACAGAUGCUUUUACAGAAUUAGCAAUAAAUCCAUUGAAUGAAAUUAUGAAUAAAGUUACUCAAAAACUAAAUUAUUUUCAUUCGAAAAAACUCAUCUUGAAAUGGCAAUAUGACGAAAUGUUACCUAAUCGAACAACAGUUGAAUUAGCUCAUUUAUAUUUCAAUCCUAAAACACAUAAAGAUAAUAUUCCAGUUCGACCCAUUGAAAAUACAAUUCAUGCACCAACGACAAAUAUAUCCAAGUUUUUAGAUAAAAUUCUACGACCAAUAUUCGAUGAUAAAUGUGCUUUAACAACGAUUAUUGAUGGUGCUCAUCUAAUCACUGCCAUGAAAACAUAUGCAAACAAAGGUCUCUUAAAACCAACAACAUUUUUCUGUACAUUUGAUAUUCGUAAUUUAUACACAAUGUUACCUCAAGAUGAAGCAUUGAAUAUUCUUAUUGAAUUUCUCUAUGUACAUGGAUAUCGCAAAGUAAAAGGAAUGGCACUUGAUACAAUUCGAAAGUUAGCAACAAUUGUAUUGAAAGACAAUGUGUUCGUCUAUGGUAAUAAAAUCUAUCAGCAAAGAACAGGUGGUGCAAUGGGUUCAUCAUUUACUUUAACUUUGGCUAAUAUAUUCAUGUGGAAAUGGCAAAAGGAAUUUGUUCGUCGUCAAGAUAUAACAGGUGAAUUCUACGGCCGAUAUAUUGAUGAUAUUUUCAUUACAUGGAAUAAAUCUGAACAACAGCUACGAAAACUGUUAGAUGAAGCAAAUCAAUGGCAUCCGAAUAUCAAGUUAGAGUAUAAAAUUAGUCGUAGUCUUCCAUUUCUGGAUGUAUUAUUAACUAAUCAUAAUGGCAUUCUUCUUACAUCAGUGUAUCAUAAACCAGCUGCUGAACCAUAUGUCGUACCGUUUAGUUCGGAUCAUCCUCGACAUACAUUUGUUAAUAUUAUACAAACAUCUCUGAAAAGAGCUGUUCAAUAUUCAUCAACAUUUGAAGCAUUCAAUGAUGAACGACGUCGCAUCAAACUAAUGCUAUUAUAUAAUGGUUAUCCUUCAUCCUUCAUUGAUCAACAAUUUCACAAGUUUUUUAAUGAAUACAUUUACGCAACAUCAAUAUUAUCAUUUAUUGAAAAUGAAUCACAAUACUAUCUCUUACAUCAUGACAUACUCGGUCAACCAACACCACAAAAAUCACAAGUAGCAUCGAGAGCUACUAUGGCGGAUGUUGAUAAUGAUCAAGCGAAUGCUACUACAGAAACUAUAGCAAAAGAAUCAAUCAAAAACAUACAAAACAAACCGAUUAAUUAUGCUGAUCGACUGUUUCUUCACUAUACUCAUGAGAAAAGGUUUCAUCCUCUUAAACGAGGCAUGCACCAUGUCUACGAGAAAGUCUACAAAUAUACACCAGCUAUGGAUCUUAAAUUAAUUGUGGGUAAUCGUAAUCGUCGUGACGCAACACAUGAACUAGUUCGAAAACGACCAAAACGAUCUUUGUUACGAUGCAAACAGAUAAAACAGAAAUACAUUAAACUAUUGAGUAAGACAAACCUUUUCUAUUCAUCAAUCUUUUCCAUGUCAAUUUCUCUUAUAUAA
Messenger RNA from Adineta ricciae, 3510 nucleotides. The record is from the annotation of a GenBank genome assembly. NCBI's taxonomy places the organism in Eukaryota, Metazoa, Rotifera, Eurotatoria, Adinetida, Adinetidae.